GGGGGAGCCAGAAAGGGAGGAGGGGACGCGUGAAGGAACAGUCGAGCCGAGGGGUCGGUGCCGGACUCUACCAAACGCGCGGCCCGCCUGCUAGCCCCGGGGUCUGCGCCGAGCCGUGCUCGGGCAGCCGGUCGCGCGGCGUCUUCCGUGCGGGGGCCGGCAGCUCCCAAGUGCCCGCGGACGGCGGGGGGAGAAGGAACGUGCGCCCGGUGGCCCGGAUUGGCCUCCUGGUCCCCCCGCCUGGGCGGCCGAGUGCGGGCGGCCCGGGGCUGGGAGGUUUGAAAAGCGGGCGAGAGACAAAGGCAGCAGGAAGCCUCCCCAGCGCCCGGAGCCCGAGCGCCCGGCCCCGGGCCCCCUCGCCGGCCCGCCGGCCCGCGCAGCAGCGGCGGCGGCCGGAGGCGGCGGCGUCGGGAGGCGGAGGAUGCAGCAGGGGGCGUGGGAGCGGCGGCGGCCGAGCAGGCAGAGCGGCGCGGCCGGAGCGCGGCGUGCUUAGAGCCAAGGCAGCGGCGGCAGGCGCCGGGAGUGAGAGGCGCCUUCCCCGCCCGGGAUGUGAGGACCAGCGGAGCCCGGGGCGGGGGGAGGGAAGGGCAGGGAGGCGAAGCCGACAGGAAGGAAGGAAGGACGGACGGACCAGGAGGAGGAGCGGCGGCGGCGGCCGGAGCCGGAAGGCGGGGAGGGGCCGUUCGUUGGGCCCGAGGCGGCAGCCGGGGCGGACCGCUCUCGUCGCCUCCGCGGGGCAGGAGCGGCGGGGCCCGCGCCUCCUCCCCCCAGCGCCGCGGAGGGGGGAGGAGGAAGAUGGAGACCCACAUCUCAUGUUUGUUCCCCGAGCUGCUGGCUAUGAUCUUCGGCUACCUGGACGUGCGGGACAAGGGGCGCGCGGCGCAGGUGUGUACGGCCUGGCGGGACGCCGCCUACCACAAGUCGGUAUGGCGGGGGGUGGAGGCCAAGCUGCACCUGCGCCGGGCCAACCCGUCGCUGUUCCCCAGCCUGCAGGCCCGGGGCAUCCGCCGUGUGCAGAUCCUGAGCCUCCGCCGCAGCCUCAGCUACGUGAUCCAGGGCAUGGCCAACAUCGAGAGCCUCAACCUCAGCGGAUGCUACAACCUCACCGACAACGGGCUGGGCCACGCAUUUGUGCAGGAAAUCGGCUCCUUGCGCGCCCUCAAUCUGAGCCUCUGCAAGCAGAUCACCGACAGCAGUCUGGGCCGCAUAGCCCAGUACCUCAAGGGCCUGGAGGUGCUGGAGCUGGGGGGUUGCAGCAACAUUACCAACACCGGCCUUCUGCUCAUCGCUUGGGGUUUGCAGCGCCUCAAGAGCCUUAACCUUCGCAGCUGCCGCCACCUCUCGGACGUGGGCAUCGGGCACCUGGCCGGCAUGACGCGCAGUGCGGCGGAGGGCUGCCUGGGCCUGGAGCAGCUCACGCUGCAGGACUGCCAGAAGCUCACGGAUCUUUCUCUAAAGCACAUCUCCCGAGGGCUGACAGGCCUGAGGCUCCUCAAUCUCAGCUUCUGCGGGGGCAUCUCAGACGCAGGCCUCCUGCACCUGUCGCACAUGGGCAGCCUACGCAGCCUUAACCUGCGCUCCUGCGACAAUAUCAGUGACACAGGCAUCAUGCAUCUAGCCAUGGGCAGCCUACGCCUCUCGGGGCUAGAUGUGUCCUUCUGUGACAAAGUGGGAGACCAGAGUCUGGCCUACAUAGCCCAGGGGCUGGACGGCCUCAAGUCCCUCUCCCUCUGCUCCUGCCACAUCAGUGAUGAUGGCAUCAACCGCAUGGUGCGGCAGAUGCACGGGCUGCGCACGCUCAACAUUGGACAGUGUGUACGCAUCACGGACAAGGGCCUGGAGCUGAUUGCUGAGCACCUGAGCCAGCUUACUGGCAUAGACCUAUACGGCUGUACCCGGAUCACCAAGCGCGGCCUGGAGCGCAUCACGCAGCUGCCCUGCCUCAAGGUACUCAACCUGGGACUCUGGCAGAUGACGGACAGUGAGAAGGUCAGGUGAGGGCGGCAGCACCAGCUCCCCCUGUCCUGCCCUGUUCACCCUCCCUUCACCACCACCGACCCGCACACACUCACUCGUACAUUUAGACAUAGUUCAUGGCGAUGGCUGAGAUAGGGCAAUGACAUGAAGCCCAAGCCCAUUUCUCCUCCUCCGGCGCCCCUCCUUGCUACCAGCCCCUUCCGGUUGCCUCAGGGGCUCCUCUUCUGCCACUGCCCUAUUUCCCUCUCCUUUUCCCUGCGGAUGGAGAAAUGGACUCUGCUACUUACCCACCCACUCCUCUCUGCAGGGGAUGGAGGACUGUUUUCAGCUACUGUAUCCCCACUGCUUGGCAUUUGUAAAUGGGGUGGGGGUGGGGAGUGACUAGUCCUCUCAACACUGAGGAGUUGAGGAAAAUGUCUGCCUUCACUUAAGCUUUCAUUUGAAUACUGUGAUCUGGUUUUUAUUUUGAAAUGUAUAAAAAGCAAACCCAACUACAACGGCCUUUUCACCCUUCUUCCACUUUGUAACUAAUCCCAGUCUCUUCUCAUCACUUCUCCUUUUACAGUACUCUGCUAUUAACACUCAUUUCAUUUUUAUCUGCUUUCCUUUUUUAUUUUUUGAAGAAAUUGGAAAUCAUGGUCUUUUUUUUCU
Molecule: messenger RNA, 2628 nt
Organism: Sciurus carolinensis (gray squirrel)
Lineage: Eukaryota; Metazoa; Chordata; Mammalia; Rodentia; Sciuridae
Gene: Fbxl14
Product: F-box and leucine rich repeat protein 14
Exons: 1
Coding region: 796-1998 (400 amino acids)
Biological process (GO): SCF-dependent proteasomal ubiquitin-dependent protein catabolic process
Cellular component (GO): SCF ubiquitin ligase complex
Molecular function (GO): protein binding
Source: RefSeq, a predicted model, not a curated record